Messenger RNA from Paramecium octaurelia, 399 nucleotides. Lineage: Eukaryota; Ciliophora; Oligohymenophorea; Peniculida; Parameciidae. The record is from the annotation of a GenBank genome assembly.
AUUUUAUUUGUGAUGCGAGGUUUCUUUGCUAUCACAAGAGCUUUUGUGGCUCCUGUUGUAAAAUCCACCUACAGAUUCUCCUGCUAAUCAUAGAAAAUUCAAAUGAGAAUGUAUUUGAUAUCACUUAUAAUGUAGUGUGCUCAAUCAAAUAAACCAAAUUAUCAGACUGUCUUCCACUAUGUCGGGAUUAAGAAUUGCCAACCAAUUUGAUUUGUCACUUUUUUCUUUGUUAGAGGAGGCUUAAGGUAAUGUUUGGUGUAUUUCUUCUAGGUAAUUCAUUUAUAUUUUAUGAAAAUCAAGACGACUCUGCGGAAGUCGACAUCAGGCAGAUUGGAUUACACUUAGGUUGGACAAAUACCCUUUGAUGAUUGAUCAUUAUAUAAACAUAAUAAAAAUGAA